This is a messenger RNA of Aspergillus nomiae NRRL 13137, 759 nucleotides long. Its product is annotated as type 1 glutamine amidotransferase. The record is from RefSeq and is a predicted model, not a curated record. NCBI's taxonomy places the organism in Eukaryota, Fungi, Ascomycota, Eurotiomycetes, Eurotiales, Aspergillaceae. The transcript is spliced from 2 exons. Gene Ontology annotation, cellular component: cytosol; nucleus. The coding region runs from base 1 to 759 and encodes 252 amino acids.
AUGCACAUUGCCAUCUUCAACUGUCUAAAGCCCAUCCAGGGCCGCACCUGUCCUGACAUGUUUAAAAACCUCAUCGAACGUGGACUAGACUAUAAUAAAGAGCGCCUUGAUACCUCGAACAUCGCCAUAUCGUAUGCAAUUUAUAACUGUACUACCAAUGAGUUUCCGACAUCUUUCGCCGACAUAGACGCAAUAAUUAUCACGGGAUCAUCAAAGUCAACAUACGAUCCUCAUCCCUGGAUAAAACAGAUGCAGGAUGUUCUGCGGGAUGUGUAUAACAACCACCCGUAUAUUAAACUGUUCGGGUCCUGCUUCGGGCACCAGAUGAUUGCAUCAGCACUGUUGGAAGAUCGUGGCGUACGGAUCGAGAAGAAUUCAAAGGGGUGGGAAAUAGGCGUGCACAGUGUUGACUUUGACCCCGAGUUUCUAAGCUACUUUCCGCAAUUUACAAAUGGGGACAUUGCUGCCCAACGGAAGAUUCAAUUCAUACACCAGGAUCAAGUGGCUGUUUCGGAUGGGUCUCUUCCCCAAGGUUGGAUAAUACUGGGAAAGAGCGAUAUCUGCAAUGUUCAGGGUCUCUUUCAGCCAAAUAGAGUGCUCACAUAUCAAGGACAUGCUGAGUUUGAUAGAGCCACGACGAAGGCAGUUCUUGAAAAGGUCAAUAAUCCUGCGUGGUCAAACGAGGAUCGAGAGGCUGCUGAUCAGAUAGAUGAUGCGGAUUAUUAUGCUGGGAUUCUGGUGCAUUUUCUGCUACGCUGA